Punica granatum (pomegranate) is the source of this 1601-nucleotide messenger RNA. NCBI's taxonomy places the organism in Eukaryota, Viridiplantae, Streptophyta, Magnoliopsida, Myrtales, Lythraceae. The record is from RefSeq and is a predicted model, not a curated record.
CAUUCAAUGCUCGCUGAAUCCUUUCCUGCUUCAUUAUCCGCCAUUGAAGCAUAUUUGAAAGCAGGAAAGCUUUGAAAAUGGUUGCAUUCGUCGCUCCCGCGCCGAUUCCAGCUCUCAACUGCUUCAACCGCUGCUCGAUUCGUCAACAGGUUUCACUGUUUCUGCAUGCCAAGACUGCUUUCUUUUGGAUUGGAGAGGUCAAGUCAAUUUACUCAUCGAGCAGAAUAAAAUUAAACAGAAGGAGAACUUUGAUCUGUGCAGUCAGUCAAGAUGCUGAAGAAGCAUUCAAAAAGACAGUAGAAGUCGAUAGGCUCAUAGAUAUGCUGAGGCAUGCGACUCCACAUGAACUUGGGAAACUUGUUGCUGAAAACAUCCUUGCUUUCAAUGAGGGUUUCUGGAUACGACUGGCUGCUAGAACUGAUACAUGCAAGUCAGAGGACGAUAAAAAAGAUUAUGAGGAGUUAGCUGUCUCUGUGAUGAGCAUAGUGGACCGCCUCGUCCAUAAGACAAAUGAAAAGAUAGAAUCAUCUACUGAUGUUCUCAAGGGAAUACUAAAGCCUGUUGUUGAUGAAGAGGAAGAGAUUCAUUGGCCACCCAGAGGUCCAAAGGCUCUUAAAACAAUGGAGAAAGAAAUAACUCAAAGGGAGCAAGAAGGGCAAUUGGAUGAAGGUUUCCUUUCAGAGGUUAAUGCACAGCUGAGACAAGCCAAAGAAGAUAAGGAUAAACCCGGGCUUGUGGCCAUGCUACAGAAAGUUCUACAACUCUAUGCCUCCAGAGUUCUCUCAAAGCGCAGUUAUGCAAAGAAAGGCAAUGAAGUAUUGAAGGCUGAGCAGUUCCUUGAGCACAUAAUCAAAGCUCCAGAAGAUGAUUGGAAUAAGCUGUUAAUUGACGGGAUGACUGUCGGUAAAGGUGAAGUUUCACCAGACGAACUGUACGCUGUUAUAAAGAAACGGAUUGAGCGGACUCUGAUUCGUACAGAGGGAGGCUCUUACCAGCAAAGGGUCCUUACCGAGUAUCUGAAGGGCAUCCAGUCAAGAGCAGAGGAGAUUGUACAAGUUCUGCAGGGAACACCCGAAUAAGAUUUACCAAUGGGAGAAGAGAAGUUCCAUUUUCUGUUGAACAGUGGAAUGUAGAAAAGAUAGCUCUGGUAUGGAAUUUCUCUUGAUUCUUUUCUGUUUGUAUUAUCUUUCCUCUCCAAUUGUGCUUGUAUAGUGGGUUCAAGCUUGGUAAACUAAUCUAAAAUUAUUUGUUACAGUGGAAAUUGAGAUCGAUGAUACUUGUGUCGAGAACUGGCUAGUAUAUCCCCCAUAUAUAGCUCUUUCUCUUAUCCUUUUGCCUGAGGUUUGUUCUUGUAAAUAUCUGCUCUUGCAAGCCAUAAUAAUAAGUAUGAGUUCUGUCACAUUCCUUCAAAUUCUCUUUUACACAGUCGAUCUGAUGUCAGUAAACUGUAGGAUUGCAGUUUCCUGAAAUUGUACCAAAGUAUAAAAAUGCUAAUAUCUCGAGAUUAACAUACUACAGAUUGUGGUCAUAUUCUACAUACUGUCAUAUGUUUUAUACUUUUGGAGGAUUUAUGCAUGACAAAGAGCGAGGAUUGGUUGCUG